GAGGAAGCAGAUAAUGUUGAGGAGCUGGAGCUUGGCAUUGUCGAGACGUAUACCAUUUUGUGGAAGAUUUUGCGGCUCAAGCCGAUGAUUUGGAUGGUAUUUGUUCUGCUGACCGGAAAGUUCGCUUUUGCGGCAACGGAUGGCAUUACGGGUUUAAAAUUGAUUGGCAUGGGAAUGCCGAAGGAUAAGCUUUCCAGUAUGGCCAUAUUUCUCACACCGCUACAAGUCAGUGCUUUUUUUUGA
Molecule: messenger RNA, 243 nt
Organism: Gongylonema pulchrum
Lineage: Eukaryota; Metazoa; Nematoda; Chromadorea; Rhabditida; Gongylonematidae
Source: the annotation of a GenBank genome assembly